AUGUACGAAGCAGCAUUGAGUAGGCCUCCAACUGACUCCAUUGGGUUGUGUGGUUGUGGCGAAUUGGAGGAUGCCUUCAAGGUAUUUGAUGAAUUUUCCCAACUAGGGUGUGAGCCCAAUGUGAGGACUUUCGCUACUUUGAUGCAUGGAUUGUGCGGAAAAGGGGAUUUGGAUGGUGCUUUUGAGUUGUUGGAGAGAAUGGAAAAUUGUGGGGUUGGUGCUGACAUCAUGGUUUUUAAUGUGCUGAUUUCGGGGUUGAGGAAGCAAGGGAGGGUUGACGAGGCAAAGGUGUUGGAGAGAUUGAUGAUGGAAAAAGGAUGUGAUCCCAAUGGAGGGUCUUAUCAAGAUGUGGCAUAUGGGUUGCUUGAUAAUGAGAGAUUUGAGGAAGCCAAAGAGAUCAUGGAGAGAAUGGUGUUGAUGGGGUUUGGCCCUAGUUUCGUGUCUUAUAAAGUUCUUGUGAAGGGUAUGUGUGAGAGGGGUGUCAUUGGGGAGGUCCAUUGGGCUGUAAGGCAGAUGAUGAAGCAGGGUUUUGUGCCAAAGAUGGGGAUGUGGAAGCAGAUCUCUUGUAGACAUCUAAAGUAG
Molecule: messenger RNA, 582 nt
Organism: Arachis duranensis
Lineage: Eukaryota; Viridiplantae; Streptophyta; Magnoliopsida; Fabales; Fabaceae
Product: pentatricopeptide repeat-containing protein At3g14580, mitochondrial
Exons: 3
Coding region: 1-582 (193 amino acids)
Molecular function (GO): protein binding
Source: RefSeq, a predicted model, not a curated record